This is a messenger RNA of Rhizopus microsporus ATCC 52813, 1407 nucleotides long. RefSeq names its product S-adenosyl-L-methionine-dependent methyltransferase. The record is from RefSeq and is a predicted model, not a curated record. The transcript is spliced from 4 exons. Gene Ontology annotation, molecular function: methyltransferase activity. Bases 53 to 1336 code for a protein of 427 amino acids. Lineage: Eukaryota; Fungi; Mucoromycota; Mucoromycetes; Mucorales; Rhizopodaceae.
AGCUUCUUUUUUCUGUUUCUUUUUCUUUUUUCUUAAAUAUAAAGUGUCAAUCAUGGGCAAUCAGACAUCUCGCAUCGAUCAACAUGGCAGCAAUGAUCCCUGCUUAGAUAAUAUGAAAGAAAUACACGACAGUAAUAGUCAAGAUCCCUUCAAGAGGCAAUACUCUUUACCGUCUAUUACUAACGAACAUGACCGCAUAAAGCCCAGAAAACAGUCUUCACCUGCAGCAGUUGACCCCACAAGAAGAAAACAGCUUAGAAAGUUCUUUUUUCGAAACAAUACCACACCAAACAGUCCUCUUAUAAAAGGCGAUAUACCCCACGUUCAGUUGGCAGCUUCCUCUUGCUCAACAUUUCAAUCACAAAGAUAUAUCCACCCUCUGACCACUACAUCCUCAUUUCAUUCAAUCGAUCAUUAUUCCGAGAAUGAGCCUUAUUCUACAAGUGUUGAUACACCAAGAUAUACCAUACAAGACGAUGAAAGGGACUAUAAUUAUGCGACAAUACAAAACAGAACAUACCGAAUAGCGAGUAAUAGUAGUUAUUUAUUACCUUGUGAUGAUGAAGAAGUAGAUAGACUGCAUUUACAACACUUUAUGAUACGAUUUGCUAUUCAAGGAAACUAUUUAGCACCGGUACAUGACUUGCUGAGAAAGGGUGGUAGAGUAUUAGAUGUUGGAUGCGGUCCAGGCGCUUGGUCUAUGGAGAUCGCAGGAGAGUAUCCAAAAUCAGUAAUCACUGGCAUCGACAUGGCUCCACUCUUUCCACGAGAUAUUAAGCCGACCAAUUGCGCAUUUUAUCAAUCCAACAUUUUGAACAAGUUGCCAUUUGAGGAUAGUUCAUUUGAUUAUAUUUUCAUGCGAUUCAUGAAUCAAGCAGUCAGCAUAGAGCAAUGGGAUAGCGUAUUAUCAGAAUUAAAUCGUGUGCUGAAGCCUGGCGGAUGGAUCGAAUGGGUGGAGGCGGAUGUUGAGAUACAUAGGCCAGGGCCUAAUACAAAAGAGUUUAAUCAGAAGUUAAUUGAGUUAAUGCAACAACGUCAUCAAGAUCCAUUCAUCGGAAGGAAUCUGAAGGAAAAAUUAAAGGAAAUAGAUCAGUUCAUCCAUAUAUCUUCCAUGUUUGUAUCAUGUCCAGGAGGUCAAUGGGCAGGAAAGCUUGGACAGUUAACCAUACAAUCUUGGAAAGCUUAUUAUAGAGCACUGGGGCCAUUAUUAUGUGAUCUUUGGGAUAUAAAUGAAAAGGAAUAUAUGGAGAGGUUAAAACAAUGUUGGAGAGAAGCUGACGAGUACAAAACAUUUGAAAAUAUCCAUUUCUGUUAUGCACAAAAGAAAAGUUCUUAAAAUUAUUUACUUGUAUUUUCUACUAUUCAUCUAAUGCUAAUACCAAUAAUACUAAUUGUAAUAAUAAUAAU